UGGCGCGCGCCCCGUGACACCGAGGCCGAGCGGGGGCAUUGGGCUGACCGCCAUGACCCCCCGGAGCCCGGCGUGAAGGGGCCAAGAUGUGGUGACCUGCCAGUGCCUCCUGCAGCCUCCCUCUGCAAGUCACCCUAUCUUUUCACAUCCUGGGGGCCCCGCACCCCUGGCUGCCACCACCAGGCAACAUGUCGACCUCUUCGCUUCGGCGCCAGAUGAAAAACAUCGUCCACAACUACUCGGAGGCAGAGAUCAAGGUCCGUGAGGCCACAAGCAACGACCCUUGGGGCCCAUCAAGCUCCCUCAUGUCAGAGAUCGCCGACCUCACUUACAAUGUUGUCGCCUUCUCGGAGAUCAUGAGCAUGAUAUGGAAGCGGCUCAACGACCAUGGCAAGAACUGGCGGCAUGUCUACAAGGCCAUGACGCUGAUGGAGUACCUCAUCAAGACUGGCUCGGAGCGCGUGUCACAGCAGUGCAAGGAGAACAUGUAUGCCGUGCAGACACUGAAGGAUUUUCAGUACGUGGACCGUGAUGGCAAGGACCAGGGUGUGAAUGUGCGAGAGAAGGCCAAGCAGCUGGUGGCCCUGCUGCGUGAUGAAGACCGGCUGCGGGAGGAGCGUGCCCAUGCACUCAAGACCAAGGAAAAGCUGGCACAGACUGCCACUGCCUCCUCAGCAGCCGUGGGCACUGGGCCCCCACCUGAGGCCGAGCAGGCAUGGCCGCAGAGCAGUGGCGAGGAGGAGCUGCAGCUCCAGCUAGCCCUGGCCAUGAGCAAAGAGGAGGCUGACCAGCCCCCAUCCUGCGGCCCUGAGGACGACGUCCAGCUCCAGCUGGCCCUUAGUUUGAGCCGAGAGGAGCACGAUAAGGAAGAGCGGAUCCGUCGAGGUGAUGACCUGAGGCUGCAGAUGGCGAUAGAAGAGAGCAAGAGGGAGACUGGAGGCAAGGAGGAGUCGUCCCUCAUGGAUCUCGCGGACGUCUUCACAGCGCCGGCUCCUCCAGCAGCCUCAGACCCUUGGGGCGGCCCAGUGCCCAUGGCUGCUACCAUUCCCACAGCCAUCCCCACCUCAGACCCAUGGGGGGGACCCCCUGUCCCUCCGGCUGCUGAUCCUUGGGGUGGUCCAGCCCCAACGCCGGCCUCUGGGGAUCCCUGGACGCCUGCUGCCCCCACUGGACCCUCUGUAGACCCUUGGGGCGGGACCCCGGUCCCUGCAGCUGGAGAGGGGCCCACACCCGACCCAUGGGGAAGCACCGAUGGUGGGGUCCCGGUUAGUGGACCCCCAGCCUCUGAUCCCUGGGCACCAGCCCCAGCCUUCUCGGACCCCUGGGGGGGGUCACCUUCCAAGCCCAGCACUAAUGGCACUGCAGCAGUUGGGGGCUUUGACAUGGAGCCUGAUGAGUUCUCUGACUUCGAUCGACUGCGCACGGCCCUGCCAACCUCUGGGAGCAGCACAGGAGAGCUGGAACUGCUCGCAGGAGAGGUGCCCACUCGCAGCCCUGGGGUGUUUGACAUGAGUGGGGUUGGGGGGUCUUUGGCUGAGGCUGUGGGGAGCCCCCCGCCUGCAGCUGCCCCAACCCCCACACCCCCCACACGGAAGACGCCAGAGUCAUUCCUGGGGCCCAACGCAGCCCUCGUUGACCUGGACUCGCUGGUGAGCCGGCCAGGCCCCACGCCGCCAGGAGCCAAGACCUCCAACCCCUUCCUGCCAAGUGGAGCGCCGGCCACCGGCCCCUCCAUCACCAACCCCUUCCAGCCAGCGCCCCCUGCGACGCUCACCUUGAACCAGCUCCGUCUCAGCCCCGUGCCCCCGGUUCCUGGGGCGCCACCCACCUACAUCUCUCCCCUUGGUGGGGGCCCUGGCCUACCCCCCAUGAUGCCCCCGGGCCCCCCAGCCCCCAACACUAACCCUUUCCUUCUAUAAUCCAGGGCAGGAGGGGGACCUGGCUUUGCCUGGAUUCCUCAUUCCUGCUCCCUGGGAGAUCAGUGUUGUGAGUGCAUGUGAAACAGGGGACCCCCUGCCCUUACCCCAGCGCCCUUCCCCCUCCUGGGGCCCACUCACACUACACCCUCUUUCCAUGUCCCCCACCCCACCUCCCCAAAGAGAAACUGGACAUGGGGGAUGGGGAGGGGAGCUGGCCAGAGGAGGACCCCUUUCCCGUGGCAUUAGAAGGGGGAGGGACAGCUGGGGUCUCCCAACCAUUACCCUCCUUCCAAAUUCCUCACCUUUCCCAAUCAGUGUUUGAGCCUCCGUGUUCCCCUAACGUACCCCUUGGUGAAUCCUUGGUGAUGAUUUUGGCAACUUUGGGAAUAAAUGGCAAUUCUCAUGGGUGUGGCUCCCCCAAA
Messenger RNA from Galeopterus variegatus (Sunda flying lemur), 2341 nucleotides. RefSeq names its product epsin 1 (gene EPN1). NCBI's taxonomy places the organism in Eukaryota, Metazoa, Chordata, Mammalia, Dermoptera, Cynocephalidae. Gene Ontology annotation, molecular function: phospholipid binding; clathrin binding. The transcript has 11 exons. Gene Ontology annotation, cellular component: clathrin vesicle coat; plasma membrane; endosome. The record is from RefSeq and is a predicted model, not a curated record. Bases 189 to 1919 code for a protein of 576 amino acids. Gene Ontology annotation, biological process: endocytosis.